UGAUCAAGAUCAAUCCCAUCCACAACGUUUGACUGGAAUCCUUAAAGACAUUAAACAUUUAUGGAUAUUUCAUCUAAUCUCGAAUCUCGAACUCGAAUGAAUGGGGCGCAGAGUGCAGCCACAUUGACUGCGGUCCAUGCAUGACUUGUAAUAAAAUGUAUAAAACGCAACCACAACUAUUUCCUCUCUUUUUUCUUUUUCAUCCUCACCUUUUUCUUGAUCAUAAUCUCCAGAGUAAACCUCUCCUUUCCUUUCCUUUCCUUUACGUUUUUUUUCUUUUUUUCUCACACUUGAUAAUCUCAAGUGUUCCUAUUUUCAUCUGGAUGCAAUUGAACUUGUUGUCCUCUAACGACCCACAAACAAAGCCUUCAACUACUUCCUGUUCCCCUCUUUCCCAACCUCAUCCUCACUUGUCAUCCUCUCUUCCUUUAUCCUCCUCAGCCACUUCUUCAUUAUCUUCUCCUCUCGAACAAACCUCACAUCAGUCAGCAUGUGGUCCUCAACUUCCAGAAGAGUGCAUUCAAGGCAUCUUUGAAUAUCUCUCAAAUGACCUCUCGGCACUCCACAACUUAAUUCUCGUCUCGAAAGCGUUCUUUCGGAUUGCUAUGCCUCUUCUCUAUGCAGCCCCCUUUGACCUGCUAGAAUCCAAUCUCCGUUGGCUCCCUCAAGAACGGACAAAGCGACAUGCAUCCUUGCUCUUUCUGUUAAUGAAUUGUUGCGACGUGUACAGAUUCAACAACCUAUUCAGCAAAGAUAUAAACUAUGAGAAAAACAAAAACUACUACAUCAGGAAGAACGAUGACGACAUUAACCAACAGAGAGAGAAUAAUGAUAAUGGUGGUCAUGGCUAUUGGGAUAAAAGCUCGUUCUGGGUCGAUCUACCACCUAUUUGUCCUCGAUUUGAAGCAUUUCAUGAGUCUCUGAAACAUCCGCUGGUGGAUUAUCUUUCAGCGUAUCGCCAUCAUUAUCUGCGCAUGAAUCUCUCCAGUACCUUUCCUAUUUUGUUUCCAAACAUCCAGAGGUAUUCACCACCACAAUCAUUACCAUCAAUGCGAUCAACUUCCUUCUCGACCUCGACAGAUAAACCAAGCCAACAGCCUACCACCACCGUUAAUUUUCCACAAGUUCGCCCGACUAUCACUUUAUUCACCCGUAAUGUAAUCGAGACCAAUUUCUUGCUUCACUCCCCGGAACACAUCCGUACCCUAUCCUUGCCCGUGCAACGCCUUAUGAUCUUGGCGGCUAUCGGUCCCAAACUUGCAAGUCUAGUCCGGCUGGAACUUUAUGGUAUCACCUGGCAUUUCAACUUGGACCUCACGGUCGAUUUUCUUCAAGAGCACUCACAACGCUAUGGGACCAUUCAAGAGAUCAAGUUGGCAGGGCCUGAUGAUGUGAGGGUGAUGCAUAAGCCCAGUCUACAUCGGAUCGUGCGAGAGAUCAAGCACCCGAGAGUCCUUGAUCUGUCUAGGUAUAAAGAAGCCGCUAAAGAACUAGACACGUUCGAAAUCCAAAAUAAGGAUGGGCUCAAGGAGCUCUUGUUUGACUUGAAUUAUGUACCGCAGCAACGACCACAGCCUCACACUAUCACAAGUUCAAGCAGUACAGAAAAAUCUGCUAUGACUGGAACUGGAACUGGAACUGGAACUGGAACUGGAACUGCGAUACUAUCUCCUAUGAGUGCUCAAAAACAGUCAAUCAAUGUUCAUGAAGAUUCUUCACUUGAUCUAAUCAAACAGUGCACAAACCUCACAACACUUCAGAUCGGAGUUAAAUCCCCCACAGCAUUUGCAUGGGCUGCGGCUUGCUAUAAGGCCAAUGGUUUCUCUUUGCUGCCAAAAUUGAGAUGUCUUCGCCUAUCAUCAAAUCACCCUGCAACAAUUAAACAGCUGGUCGAAGACUGUGUCUAUGCUUUCCAAGAUACUCUUGAGGAGCUCACUGCUGUCGCACUCAAACUUCCACCCGUAGUCCCUGCACCAUCGAAUGCAGAUGGUCUUUUGGCUACAGGCCUAGACAUUCGAUUCGGAUGGUCAUGGCCACUCCAUCGGUUGACAGUAUUGAGUCUCCGUGGUGAGCUAGCGACCUGGUUCGAUCUCGAGUCCUUAAAAUAUUGUCCCCGCUUGACGGAACUGUACUUGACACUACAUCCUUAUUCUCCACCUCGUGCAGAUUACCUUGAGAAGAUUGUUUAUGCACCACAAUUAAAGAGGCUAUCGUUAUUGAGUCGAUGGAUCUUGUCCGAUAGAGUCAUGAAAACCUUAGGAAAUGGCCUUCCAAAACUGGAAUGGCUCGUUCUCGAAGGUUGUCAACAUGAUGAUGACCUCUUGACUGCCUCUGGAUUUACUGAUGGGUUAGACAAAAUGAGCCGUCUGAAGAAGGUUACUAUCGAUCUGGGACCAAAAAUCGAUUCCAUUAUGAUAAAGUAUCGGGCCGUGCGUCCUGAGUUGGAAGUGUGUUUGCGUUCAGAGGAGGGAUCUUGA
Lobosporangium transversale is the source of this 2477-nucleotide messenger RNA. RefSeq lists its product as hypothetical. The record is from RefSeq and is a predicted model, not a curated record. The transcript has a single exon. NCBI's taxonomy places the organism in Eukaryota, Fungi, Mortierellomycota, Mortierellomycetes, Mortierellales, Mortierellaceae. Bases 141 to 2477 code for a protein of 778 amino acids.